Molecule: messenger RNA, 2090 nt
Organism: Myotis lucifugus (little brown bat)
Lineage: Eukaryota; Metazoa; Chordata; Mammalia; Chiroptera; Vespertilionidae
Gene: ZGPAT
Product: zinc finger CCCH-type and G-patch domain containing
Exons: 7
Coding region: 260-1828 (522 amino acids)
Biological process (GO): regulation of transcription by RNA polymerase II; negative regulation of DNA-templated transcription
Cellular component (GO): nucleus
Molecular function (GO): DNA-binding transcription factor activity, RNA polymerase II-specific; metal ion binding; RNA polymerase II cis-regulatory region sequence-specific DNA binding
Source: RefSeq, a predicted model, not a curated record
GGCCAGGCGGAGGCUGGGCCGAGGGGCAGCGUCCUGAGCGGACUCGGGGUUAGGAGGGGGGACGCGGGGCCGAGAGGCCGGGAAGGGAGCCGAGGCCACUCGGAGCGGAUAGUCUCUUCGAGCCUGUUUCUCGUCCCUCAAGCGGGGGAGGAGCGCACACGGUUCCGCGGGCCGUCGUGAGAGAUCGCUCUGCUCCCACCACCCCCGUGAGGACCCAGGACCGCCCUGCCGACCCGGGAAACCAGCCGUCCCCCGCGUGAUGGACGAGGAGAGCCUCCAGACCGCGCUCCGGACCUACGGCGCCCAGCUGCAGCAGGUGGAGCUGGCCCUGGGUGCCGGCCUGGAUCCCGCCGAGCUGGCCGACCUGCGCCAGCUCCAGGGAGACCUGAAGGAGCUGAUCCAGCUCACCGAGGCCAGCCUGGUGUCUGUCCGGAAGAGCAAGCUGCUGGCCACCCUGGACGGAGAGCGCCCAGAGCAGGACGCCGCCGAGUACCUGGCUUUCCAGAAGGCUGUUGCUGAAGCAAUGGAGGCGCCAGUAGCCCCCAGGGCAGAACUGGACACUGUUCCUGAAAGAAAGGCUGGGCCAGGACCCAGCCAUCCUGGACUGGAGGAGGAUGAAGGGGAGGACACGGAGGAUGAGGGAGAGCUGAGUGGGACGAAGGUGAACGCCCCCUACCACAGUUCCUGGGGCACCCUGGAGUAUCACAACGCCAUGAUCGUGGGCACGGAAGAGGCAGAGGACGGCUCCGCGGGUGUGCGGGUCCUCUACCUGUACCCCACCCACAAGUCCCUGAAGCCCUGUCCCUUCUUCCUGGAGGGCAAGUGCCGCUUCCUGGACAGCUGCAGGUUCUCCCAUGGGCAGGUGGUCCCUGUGGAUGAGCUGCGCCCCUUCCAGGACCCGGACCUGAGCUCCUUGCAGGCUGGUUCUGCAUGUCUGGCCAAGCAACCAGAUGGUCUCUGGUACCCAGCACGGAUCACUGAUAUGGACAGCGGCUACUACACAGUCAAGUUUGACUCGCUGCUGUUGAAGGAGGCCGUUUUGGAGGGGGACAGCAUCCUUCCCCCACUGCGCCCAGAGCCUGCAGUAUCCUCUGACUCAGACAGUGGUGACCCGGACGAUUCCAGCUAUGCCAGAGUGGUGGAACCCAGCGCCACCGACCACGGGGCCUGCAGCUCUGCCUUUGCGGGCUGGGAGGUGCACACGCGGGGCAUCGGCUCCAGGCUGCUCGCCAAGAUGGGCUAUGAGUUUGGCAAGGCAGUGCCAGCCCCUGUGCCCCCAGGUCUGGGCCGACACUCGGACGGCCGGGUGGAGCCCAUCCACGCUGUGGUGCUGCCUCGAGGGAAGUCGCUGGACCAGUGUGCAGAGAUCCUACAGAAGAGGACCAAGGGCAGCAAGGCUGGCACUAGUCGGGCCCCAAAAUACCGGGGCAGAGGAGGCAGGCCUGGGGGCCGCCCGCCCCCUCGGAGCGUGUUUGACUUUCUGAAUGAGAAGCUGCAGGGCCAGGCUCCUGGGACCCUGGAGGCAGGAGCUGCCACCCCUGGGAGGAGGAGUGGCAAGGAGCUGUACCAUGCCAGCAAGGGCACCAAGAGGGCCCUGAGCCUGCGGCUCUUCCAGACCGAGGAGAAGAUUGAGCAGGCCCAGCGGGACAUCCGGGGCAUCCAGGAGGCCCUCGCCCGCAACACUGGUCGGCACAGCGUGACCGUGGCCCAGCUGCAGGAGAAGCUGGCAGGAGCCCAGCGGCAGCUGGGGCAGCUCCGGGCCCAGGAAGCGGGCCUGCAGCGGGAACAGAGGAAGGCAGACACCCACAAGAAGAUGACAGAGUUCUAGAGCCCAGCACGUGCCAGGGACAGGGCUCGGCUCCAGCUCCCACAGCUUCCGGAAGACCUGCUGUCCUCCAAUAACUAGAUGCCGACAGAAGAGAGGCCACCCCCAGACCAGACCUCACGGUCAGCCUAUUGCCAGGCCGGGGUGUGCGGACAUUGCUGAGUGGAGAUUGGGUACAGGGGUCAUGUCUUGAUGCUCAUGUGCCCACAGAGCCCCCCUGCCAGUGUCUGCUUAUCAAGGACAUUAAAGUGACUUUGUCGCUGUC